Molecule: messenger RNA, 4300 nt
Organism: Drosophila grimshawi
Lineage: Eukaryota; Metazoa; Arthropoda; Insecta; Diptera; Drosophilidae
Gene: Gyc32E
Product: guanylate cyclase 32E
Exons: 23
Coding region: 655-4185 (1176 amino acids)
Biological process (GO): protein phosphorylation; intracellular signal transduction; cGMP biosynthetic process
Molecular function (GO): protein kinase activity; guanylate cyclase activity; peptide receptor activity
Source: RefSeq, a predicted model, not a curated record
UUCAUUAUUGUCCAAUCGUAAGCGCAUUAGUUGAGCACCCACAACUCUGAUGCACCUGGAUUUCUAUAUAAAGAUCUGAAAACUAGUUGAUGGGAAACUUGAAAUAGAAUUUGAUUAAAUUGAAAAUGAAUACUUAAUCAUUGAGUCACUCUUAAUUAAAAGCAUCGCAGAAUUUUUUUACAGCUCAAAUCAGACCAAAAUACUUUGGGGAUCGGGCCAAACAGUUAACACCCACAGUUCGUAAAUUUAGCCAUAGCAGCAGCAGCAGCAGCAGCACCUCUUGUCAGUCAUACGCCAUUUCAUUUUGGCGGCAGGCCACCCACAGACAUAGCCGGGACCGUUACGAAGUGUCCCCACCCGAAGCUGACAGCAUAAAAAGGAUCCAGCAGCCAUCCGCCGAGCCGCAGUCUGAAUGGGAACCGUGCUCGAACAACUACAGCGCGACGGAGCAACAAGUGAAUAACGAUUACGGACUAUGACAUUGUACGCAUUUCGUGCUGCCGCAAUGGCCUGCAAUUGUGCAGUUCUUCACUUGUAAGCCCCCAACAUUCUCUCAGAGUCGUUGUCGGUGUCGGAGUCGGUGUCAGUGUCGCGAUUACAAAACUUUAUUGCUAUUAACUUGGCAUUUUUCCCGCUGCAAAGUAUCCGGUAAACAUGGCACACAACAGCAUUUUUUCCAAUCUCCGCAACCUGAUUGUGGCAACAGCACUGAUGUCAUGUCAGCGAAACUACAUUCAAAUAGCUGCCACAAAAGACACCAUAAAUAUAGGAUUCCUUGCCGAGUAUUCUCAGAUGCGUAUAACUCUUGGUGGCCUUCCGCUCGCCGUCGAGGAUGUCAAUAAAAACGUUAACUUGCUGCCAGGCAAAACACUUACCUUCACGCCCUUUGACAUAGGUCACCAAACUGGGCCAUAUCGAGUGAAGCCGUUAAGAUUUAUGACUGAAAUGAGGGAAAAGAAGGUGAAGGCAUUUAUAGGACCCGACGAGAGUUGCACAACUGAGGCGUUGCUAGCUUCCGCCUGGAAUACACCAAUGCUCUCGUUCAAAUGUUCAGACUCGAUUGUAUCCAAGAAGAGUACAUUUCAUACCUUUGCACGAACCCUUGCCCCUGCCUCAAAGGUCUCUAAGAGUGUGAUAAGUCUGUUAAAUGCCUAUGACUGGAAGAAAUUUUCUAUCGUUGUGAGCUCAAAGCCAAUUUGGGGUUCCGAUGUCGCAAACGCUAUUCAGGAACUUGCUGAAUCGAGAAACUUUACCAUAACGCACUUAAAAUACAUAUCGGACUAUAUACCAAUUAAGAAAACCUUGUCACAAAUCGACAAAAUCAUUGAUGAAACAUAUGCAACAACUCGAAUAUACGUAUUUAUUGGAGAACACAUCGCCAUGGUGGACUUUGUUCGUGGCUUGCAAAAUCGUAAGCUCCUUGAGAGCGGAGAUUAUAUUGUCGUAUCCGUGGAUGAUGAGAUCUACAAUUCGAAUCGUCGUGUGAACAUUAUGGAGCGGAAUUACUUAGAUCCUUAUAUUAGAAAAGAAAAGAGCAAAUCACUGGAUAAAAUCUCAUUUCGUUCAGUUAUAAAAAUAAGCAUGACAUAUCCACAAAACCCUCAUAUUCGCGAUAUUUGCGCGAAAAUUAAAGAAUAUGCACGUAAAGCCCCAUUCCUGGUGCCCUACCAUCAACGAGUUUUCGAGAAUAUAUCCGUGCCCAUUUUUGGAUUACAUCUGUACGAUAGUGUGAUGAUCUAUGCACGUGCAAUAACCGAAAUUCUUCAAAUCGGCGGCAAUAUCAACGAUGGAAGUCUUGUUAUGAGCCACAUUUUUAACAGGUCCUAUCACUCAAUACAAGGCUUUGAUGUAUUCAUUGACUCAAAUGGCGAUGCAGAGGGGAACUACACGGUUAUCACUUUACAAAGCGAUGCUAGCGGAGGAUCUGGAAAUUCACUGGCCAAGAUGUCCAUGCAACCAGUUGGAUUUUUUGUCUACAACAAGGACUCCGUAAUACCGGAAUUUCGUUACAUCAAAAAUGGAAGACCCAUUCAAUGGCUUAAUGGACGACCCCCAUUAGCGGAGCCAACGUGCGGUUUCCAUGGCGAGUUGUGUCCUCGCAAAAAGAUGGACUGGCGUUAUUUAGUAACUGGUCCACUGUGCGCCUUCGUUUUGAUCAUCGCUAUUGCCCUAUUGGUCAAGCACUAUCGCUAUGAGCAGACAUUGGCUGGCCUGCUGUGGAAGGUGGACAUGAAGGAAGUGACUGUUAUCAACUUGGGCGAAUAUAACAAUCCAAGCCAUAAGAAUAUUGUGCAAAUAUGCCGCCAAAGUAUUCUUGUUGUGGGAGAGCCAAACAAAAGAUCAUUUACAAAUAUUGCGCUUUUUCGUGGUAAUAUCGUAGCCAUGAAAAAGAUUCAUAAAAAGAAUGUGGACAUAACUCGUUCAAUCCGUAAAGAACUCAAAUUGAUGCGGGAGGUUCGACAUGAGAAUAUAAUUAAUUUUAUUGGAGCAUCGAUUGACCAUGGGUCUGUGAUAAUAUUCACAACAUACUGUGCUCGGGGCAGUCUUGAGGAUGUGCUCGCCAACGAGGAUUUGCAUUUGGAUCAUAUGUUCAUCUCGUCCCUGGUUUCGGAUAUACUGAAAGGCCUCAUAUACUUGCACGACUCGGAGAUAAUAUCACAUGGAAACUUACGAUCCAGUAACUGUCUCAUCGAUUCCAGAUGGGUAUGCCAAAUCGCUGACUUUGGCCUGCACGAACUUAAAGCGGGUCAGGACGAGCCAAACAAAGCGGAACUCGAAGUGAAACGUGCUCUCUCAAUGGCGCCCGAGCUUUUGCGAGACCCUUAUCGGCCAGCACGUGGGUCCCAGAAGGGUGAUAUUUAUUCAUUUGGCAUUCUGCUAUACGAGAUGAUUGGCCGAAAGGGACCCUGGGGCGAGACAGCCUAUACAAAUGAGGAGAUAAUAAAGUUUGUAAUAAGUCCGGAUCUACUGCAGCAUGGCGUAUUUCGACCAGCCCUCACCUACUUGGAUAUACCAAAUUAUAUACGAAGCUGUUUGCGUCUCUGCUGGGAUGAAGAUGCCGAAGUCCGUCCGGAUAUAAGACUGGUGCGAAUGCAUUUAAAGGAACUGCAGGCUGGAUUAAAGCCCAACAUAUUUGAUAACAUGCUGGCGAUUAUGGAAAAAUACGCCUAUAAUCUGGAGGGCUUAGUCCAAGAACGCACCAAUUUGCUAUACGAAGAGAAAAAGAAAACGGACGUGCUACUCUAUCAAAUGCUACCCAAGACGGUAGCGGAACUACUAAAAACUGGUGAUCCAGUUAAGGCCGAAUGUUUUGAUUGUGUUACCAUAUUAUUUAGUGAUAUUGUCGGCUUUACCGAACUCUGCUCUACCAGCACUCCAUUUGAGGUUGUCGAAAUGCUGAACGAUUUGUAUACAUGCUGCGAUUCCAUCAUAUCCAAUUAUGAUGUUUAUAAGGUGGAGACGAUUGGAGACGCGUAUAUGGUUGUAUCUGGGCUGCCGCUAAAAAAUGGCAACCGACAUGCCGGGGAGAUAGCUUCGUUAGCACUGCAUCUGCUGGAAACUGUUGGAAAUCUCAAAAUUCGCCACAAGCCCACGGAAACGGUGCACUUUCGCAUAGGCAUUCACUCGGGUCCCUGUGCAGCUGGUGUCGUUGGCCAAAAGAUGCCGCGAUAUUGCCUAUUUGGCGAUACUGUGAAUACUGCUUCGCGUAUGGAGAGCACCGGCGAAGCAAUGAAAAUUCACAUCUCUGAAUUGACCUACCAGUUGCUGCAGGAUGUCGGUGGUUAUAUGUGCGUCGAUCGUGGAAUUAUCAGCAUCAAGGGCAAGGGUGAUAUGCGCACCUAUUGGUUGAGCAAGCGCUUGCAACCGGAAGCACGAUCGCGUUUGAUGAACGAUUGGGCACCGGAUCUUAUAAGUACUGUGGAUGCCUCCAGUGUUUGCUGCUCAAAGACAAGGGGCGAGGACUUGCCGCUGCUGCAGUUUCAGAGGACAGGUUCGUGCAACUGUGCCACCAAAUCCCUGUACAGUCGUCGCUCCGACGAUAAUGUCACCAACUCUACAUUGACGAAGAUCAGCGAAUCCGUGCAAAUUAAUUGCAACCAGUUGUGCGUCUGUCGAUUGAACGGCAGUCAGCUGUUAAACAAUCGAAGUCCACGAUCUGCGCCCACCAUCACAUUUAGACUUUAAGAAUUUAGAAGGAGAAAAAAACAGAUCAAUUUCGGAGCAAUUGUACCACAAGGUUGUCAGCUAUAAAUGUAUCAUUGCAACAAAAGAAAUACCAAAAUAAAUGUAAACUUUAACC